Macrosiphum euphorbiae (potato aphid) is the source of this 1335-nucleotide messenger RNA. Lineage: Eukaryota; Metazoa; Arthropoda; Insecta; Hemiptera; Aphididae. The record is from the annotation of a GenBank genome assembly.
AUGUGGUCAAUAAUAGAAUUUGUGGAUGAAAAAACUGUGGAAGCGGUACCAAAUUAUUGGUUUAAAAACCAGAAAUGUGCUUGGCCAAAAAAGAACAUAAAAAAAAUGAUUCAAAACAGAGUUUACCCCAAUGUAUUAGAUUUUAAUUUUCAUGCUGCACGUAAAAUAGGGAAAGACAUUGAAAGUUAUAGUAUUGCUUCACAAAAAGCUAUGAAGGCCUUAUACACGUCAGAUUUGUCCACCAAUGAGUCUUCAUCUCAAAUAAAUGAGUUUGAAAAUACAUGUACCAACAAUAAAACAAAAAGAAAAAUUAUAUUAAAAGGUAAAAAAACUGAAAAUCCUUUGUUAUGGAGUCCUGCAUCUUGUGAUCUUUCAAAUGAUGAAAUUGAUGAUAGUGAUGCAGAUCCGAAUUAUAGUCCUCGUCACAUAGAAAAUAUUAGUCAUGAAACUCCAACCAAAAUCAUUGCUGCAGAGGAGAUAAAUAUUUCAAAUUCUUGUCCAGUCACAUCUUUAAAUGUAAAAAAACGUUUGGCGUUUGAUAUUCCUGAGCGCCAUUGUUCUCUGAGUCCAAGUGUGUUUAGUGGUGUCAAGAAAUUAAAAAAUAUUGGUCCAGAUACAAGAGUCAUAUCUUCAAAUAAAUUGGUUGGACACAAAUCUUCAGAAAUAGUUCAUACAACAUCGUCGCCUUUCAAAGUAACAUUGAACCAAUCUAUAGAGGAGUCAUCUGAUAUAAAUACUUCUUCGGCAGUUAAUAAUUCUGUACUAGAUUAUCUACAAAAAAUGAACCGAACAAUUUGUAAUAUUAAGUACGACUUGAACAUGAUGGCUGAUAAAAUUAAUAAUAUAGAAGGCAUGCUCUUCAAUGAUUUCAAGAGUGGAGAUCAAAGUAAAAGAAAUUGUGACCAUACAUUUCAAACAGAAUUCAAUAAUCUUUUGCCUCUUGAAACCGAGGAAAACUUGCAGACCUUUGAAAUUAAGCUUUUUAAUAAAGAAUUUAGAGCUAAAAUGGUUGAAGAAAUUAAACGGUACUCUCGAAACACAUUACCAAGCACUGUGCGUGCAAUUAUGCGCAUUAUUUUCCAAGAUAGACUUCUAGAAGAGUAUAGCUAUAAAGGAAUAGGAAAUAAGAAAGUUUUUUACACAUUGGCAACAUGUUCUAUUAUAUUUGAGGCAAUCAAAAAAAUGAAAAAAUUCAGCAAGUUUGAUGCUAAAGAUGUUGAAAAUCCUCUAAAAAUAUUUAUAGCUGGUGCCAAAUUUAGAGACUCUACACGCAAAAAUAAUCAAAAUCAGGAAGCUGAUCUAUUAGAUAAUGCAUCGGCUUCGGCUAAUACAUAA